This is a messenger RNA of Pelobates fuscus (common spadefoot toad), 3488 nucleotides long. It is a transcript of the gene EPHA3, whose product is annotated as EPH receptor A3. Gene Ontology annotation, molecular function: protein binding; transmembrane-ephrin receptor activity; ATP binding. The record is from RefSeq and is a predicted model, not a curated record. The transcript has 17 exons. Lineage: Eukaryota; Metazoa; Chordata; Amphibia; Anura; Pelobatidae. Gene Ontology annotation, biological process: protein phosphorylation; ephrin receptor signaling pathway; axon guidance. The coding region runs from base 87 to 3050 and encodes 987 amino acids. Gene Ontology annotation, cellular component: dendrite; plasma membrane.
GUAACUCCACCAAACCCUAGCUGCAGUCACAUCAGUGGCGAGCACGCUGGAGAUAUGCUCCUUAAACAUCCCUCUACACCAAAAGCAUGGAUUGUCAAUUCUGCUCCCUCCUCUGCCUCCUCUCCUCUCUCUAUGUCAGCUGCUCAGGGGAACUGAACCCCAUCACUCACCCUUCUAACGAAGUUAAUCUUCUGGAUUCGAAAGCAAUUCAGGGGGAGCUGGGCUGGAUCUCCUACCCAUCGCACGGGUGGGAGGAAAUCAGUGGAGUUGACGAACAUUACACGCCUAUUAGAACUUACCAAGUAUGCAAUGUGAUGGACCACAACCAAAACAACUGGCUUAGAACAAACUGGAUUCCCCGCAACUCAGCUCAGAAGAUCUAUGUGGAGCUAAAGUUUACAUUACGAGACUGCAACAGCAUCCCACUUGUUCUGGGCACAUGUAAAGAAACUUUCAAUCUUUAUUACUUAGAGUCAGACGAGGAUCAUGGAGUCAAGUUUAGAGAACAUCAGUUUACAAAGAUAGACACAAUAGCAGCUGAUGAGAGCUUUACACAGAUGGAUCUUGGAGAUCGAAUCCUCAAAUUGAACACUGAGGUUCGCGAAGUCGGGCCUAUAAGCAAGAAAGGAUUAUAUCUGGCUUUUCAAGAUGUUGGUGCCUGUGUUGCCUUAGUAUCCGUGCGGGUAUAUUUCAAAAAGUGCCCUUUCACUGUGAAAAAUUUGGCCAUGUUCCCAGAUACUGUACCGAUGGACUCCCACUCUCUAGUGGAAGUGAGGGGUUCUUGUGUCAACCAUUCUAGAGAAGAAGACCCACCUAAAAUGUACUGCAGUACUGAAGGCGAGUGGCUAGUUCCCAUUGGAAAGUGUUUGUGCAACGCUGGUUAUGAAGAAAGAGGUUUCACUUGCCAAGCAUGCAGGCCAGGAUUUUACAAGGCAUUUACUGGAAACCUUAAAUGUACCAAAUGCCCUCCACACAGUUCGACUCAGGAUGACGGUGCAACAAAUUGCAGCUGUGAGAAAAAUUACUAUCGAGCAGAUAAAGAUCCCGCAUCAAUGGCUUGUACAAGACCACCUUCUGCGCCCAGAAACCUUAUUUCCAAUAUCAAUGAGACAUCCGUCAUACUUGAUUGGAGUUGGCCCCUGGACACCGGUGGACGAAAAGAUAUUACUUUUAAUGUCAUUUGCAAAAAAUGUGGUGGGAACCUGAAAUUUUGUGACUCCUGCAAGGGAAAUUUGAGAUUUAUUCCUCGACAGCUUGGAUUAACCAAUACUACUGUGACCAUAAUGGAUCUACUUGCUCAUACCAACUACACAUUUGAAAUUGAAUCUGUAAAUGGAGUUUCUGACCAAAGUACAAUUACAAGACACAUUGCUGCCGUUAGCAUUACAACAAAUCAGGCUGCUCCAUCUCCUGUCACUGUAAUUAGAAAAGAACGAACAUCAAGAAACAGUAUUGCCUUGUCUUGGCAGGAGCCAGACCAUCCAAAUGGGAUCAUCUUAGACUAUGAGGUCAAGUACUAUGAAAAGCAGGAACAGGAAACAAGCUACACAAUUCUUAGAGCAAGAACCACGAACGUGACAAUCAGUGGACUCAAACCUGAUACCACAUAUAUCUUCCAAAUCCGCGCUCGAACAGCAGCUGGAUAUGGAACAAACAGCCGCAAGUUUGAGUUUGAAACCAGUCCAGAUUCUUUCUCCAUUUCCAGUGAGAAUAGCCAGGUUGUGAUGAUUGCCAUAUCUGCAGCAGUGGUUAUUAUCCUGCUCACCGUUGUUGUGUAUGUCGUGAUUGGAAGAUACUGUGGAUACAAUAAAUCAAUGCACAGUCCUGAUGAAAAAAGAUUUCACUUUGGAAAUGGGCACCUGAAAUAUCCAGGUAUCAAGACGUAUGUAGACCCACAUACAUAUGAAGAUCCAAAUCAGGCUAUUCAUGAGUUUGCAAAAGAGCUGGACUCCACUUCUAUAGCCAUUGACAAAGUUAUUGGAGCAGGAGAAUUUGGUGAAGUCUGCAGUGGUCGACUCAAACAUCCAUCUAAAAAGGAGAUCAAUGUGGCAAUCAAGACUUUAAAAGUUGGCUACACCGAAAAUCAGAGAAGAGAUUUCUUGAGUGAAGCCAGUAUUAUGGGGCAGUUUGAACAUCCCAAUAUUAUUCGUUUAGAAGGAGUAGUUACAAAAAGUAAGCCAGUGAUGAUUGUUACUGAAUACAUGGAGAAUGGUUCUCUGGAUAGCUUUCUCCGGAAACACGAUGCUCAAUUUACCGUCAUCCAGUUGGUGGGCAUGCUCCGUGGUAUUGCAUCUGGCAUGAAAUAUCUUUCUGAUAUGGGUUACGUACAUCGUGAUUUAGCUGCACGCAAUAUUCUCAUUAACAGUAACCUCGUCUGCAAAGUUUCCGAUUUUGGACUUUCUCGCGUUUUAGAAGAUGACCCUGAGGCUGCCUAUACUACAAGGGGUGGAAAGAUCCCCAUCAGAUGGACAUCACCGGAAGCCAUUUCAUACCGAAAAUUCACAUCAGCAAGUGAUGCAUGGAGCUAUGGUAUUGUGGUUUGGGAGGUGAUGUCCUAUGGAGAGAGGCCAUACUGGGAAAUGUCCAAUCAAGAUGUUAUUAAAGCCGUUGAUGAAGGCUACCGAUUGCCACCUCCUAUGGACUGUCCAGCUGACUUGUAUCAGCUCAUGUUAGACUGCUGGCAAAAAGACAGAAACAAUAGGCCAAAGUUUGAGCAAAUUGUUAGCAUCUUGGACAAGCUAAUCCGUAAUCCCAGCAGUUUAAAGGUUAUCGCCAAUACCGCUGCAAGGCCAUUGAACUUAUUGCUAGAUCAAAACAGCACUGACUUCCCAGUAUUCCGUCCUACUGAAGACUGGAUUGAUAAUAUGCAAACAGGACAAUGCAUGGACAUUCUAACAGGAGUUGGCUAUAGCUCAUGUGAAACAAUUGCAAAAAUUUCUUUAGAUGAUAAGAAGACAGUUGGUGUCACUAUCCUUGGCCCACGGAAAACAAUCAUGAGUAAUAUAAAACAUCAAGAAACUCAUACAAAAAAUGGACCUGUUAAUGUGUAAAUCCCAAAAUAUACACUUUACUUGGAAGGUGCAAUUGAAGUUGACAGACUGAGAGAAAAUUGUGGGAUAACAGGACUAUGAAUUGAAUCCCACAGUUUCUUGCAUAUGAGUAACUAUGCCUUAAAUUAUGAGUGAAAACUCUUCUAAAUAAUAGAGGGUGCAUUUUAUUGUAACACAGAAUUUAGGAUAAAACAGAUGAUUCCAUAGACAAGGAUACACCUAAUUCAGGACCUGUCAUCAAAAAGCAUUAUAGUAACAAAGAGUUACUAAUAAGGAAAUUUCCCCCAAGACAUGCAAUAUAUAUUUUUGUCUCUUUAUCAGGAGAAUUAUUUUAUUAUUUCCCAAGUAGUGCAGUUAAUAUUGAGGACCCAAGUCCUUUCAAUACGAGAAAGGGUAUGUAACACAUUAGCAAAAAAAUAUAUCAUUUUUUUUAAAAUU